Messenger RNA from Bactrocera oleae (olive fruit fly), 4942 nucleotides. Its product is annotated as ras-GEF domain-containing family member 1B. Gene Ontology annotation, biological process: Ras protein signal transduction; positive regulation of GTPase activity. The record is from RefSeq and is a predicted model, not a curated record. NCBI's taxonomy places the organism in Eukaryota, Metazoa, Arthropoda, Insecta, Diptera, Tephritidae. Gene Ontology annotation, cellular component: plasma membrane. Gene Ontology annotation, molecular function: guanyl-nucleotide exchange factor activity.
UUUAAUACGAACAAAACUUCUCUUGAACAAAAAACGGAUGAACGCCACAUAGAGAAACGCAUAAACAAAACAAACAGCGGUGUAUGGUAAGGUGAUAAAAAUCACAGAAAACUCAUUUCGGCUAUUUAAAAGAAAAUUGAAAAGAAAUUCUUAUUAAUGUUUACAAUGUUUUCAAAUAAGAAAUCAGCAUAAAAUAAUAUGCAUGUGGUGAAAGAAAAGUGCACAAAAGUGCGCACUUACGCAUUAUAAGCAGCUAAUGCGUCGGGCGAAAGGUUUUUUCGUGUAGUUGUGUCCGUGUGUGAAAAAGGGGAGGGAAUUGGUUUGUUAAAUUGGACUGUGAAGAAAGUAGAAAUGGUAGAAACUCUAUCGUCGCCGCCACCGAAGAUUUCGAGAAAUACUGCACAGAAAAUUCGAUGCAAAGCUGUCGCAUAAUAAAUUCACUUUCAAAAUAUUAGUCCUUGUGAUCAAAUUAAUAUAGUAAAUAUAUUGCGUACGUAAUUAAAAUACGAUCAAAAACUACAUAAGUGAAAAAUAGUACAACUGGUAAAAUUGGUAAUAUUUACAUACGAAAGCAAAACAGCUAAAAACAAAAAUGUAUACCUGGCUAAGGUGUAGCGCAGCUAUACGGUGGCAUUAAAAACGCUGAUAAUACGGAAAAUUGUGUAGCGUAAAAACCAUAUAUACGGGUGAGGUCAAGUAGGCUGACCACUCGUACCGUCGUUUAAAACGCAGUCAGGCAGUCUACUGCUUACACGGCUAUGUAGGGUGAGGCUGCAUCACAGUGAAUUUAUGCAUUUUUCGACUAUCAAGCAAUAUUAAGAGUAUAUAUAUAUAUAUAUAUAUAUGUAUAUACAUAUAUAAGCGGUUAAAUUACAGUGAAGUUAACAUACAAAGAGACGGCAACCAAGUUCUGCAAUUCUACACAUUAAAAAAAAUCAAACAAAAAAGAAAGCGGGCCAUUGGUCAGUGAUUGUUAGCUUAUAUCCUGUUUCUGCCGAACCGAAGCGAUGGUGAAAGUACUUAUAAUGCAGCGUGUGAAAUUGGGUGGCGAUGAAUUUAGAGAGGCAAAAUUAUUAUCCUGUAAUCCAAUAUGGGUGUGCCGGGUAUUUGUAAAGCAUAACUAAAAAUUAAUUUGCGCAGCAGCAACAGUAACCUACGAUUUCACAGUGUUAUAAAUAAUCAAGUUUGGAAGGAAGAGGCAAGGAAGAAAAUUUAAGCUAACAAGCCGGCAAGCCAUAUUUGGCCCACCCCGCACUUCUAUUUACUACAUUGACAUUCACACACAUAUGCUUUCACAUAAAAGAUAUUGAGAAAAUCAUUUGCUUCCUGAAUGAGGUUUAGCCGCGAUUCAUCCUCUGCGCUCCGUUACGCAAAAAUUAACUGCGGUUAAACAGAAAAUUCUCCGUAGCUUGCGAUCUCUAUUUUGCCAAUGCCUAAUAACGUUAUAAAAAAUAGCAGCGCCAGCAGUACCAGUAAUGGGCGCAGCAGCAGCAGCAACAAUAGUAGCAGCAGUAGUGCCAAUGCAAAUUCAGCAAAGUCAAUUAAUAGCCAUAAAAAUGAGACAAAAGCCUUGUCUGCCGCCUCGUCUGCAAUGUCUACUUUUGUAGGAUCAUCCAACACACUGCCAGACAAAAGCGUUAUAAUUAAACAAUCAAACAACAACGAACGCAUUGCUUCACAUCGGCGUGAUGGUUCCAAUAUUACUGGUAUACAGCGACCACCAUAUCGUAAGUUACAAUAUAUAAACCCACAGACGCAUUUUCGCAAUGCCACAGCAUCAACAGAAGCCUUAGGAGAUGCGACGCUAAAUGACAGUUGUAGUGAUGUGCUUGUCUACUCCGAAGAUGGCCAUCUGGUCUCGGCUAGUUUAGAGGCGCUCAUCACACAUAUGGUGCCCACAAGCGAUUACUACCCAGAAGAAAAUUUCAUAUUCGCAUUUUUACUUAGCGCACGCCUAUAUGUGAGGCCGCAUGAAUUACUUGCACAAAUAUCACAAACCUGGGAGCGUCAGCAGCAACAACAGCAGGAACUGAAACAGCAACAUAAUCUACAACAAGGCGUGGACGUCGUCGACGAGGCACAUUUCAGCCAUUUGGCCGUCGCUGCCUCAGCAUCGCCGUUAAUGCAGCGUAAAGCUGCGAAUAGUGCCGUUUUAUUGCCACCAACAGUUGGCCAUAAUGAGGUAAACGUAAUUGUGGAGGGCCACCUCAAACAGCGUACAGCCAUACAGUUGAGUGCCCAGAAUUGCAUACGUUUGCUUGCCGAAUGGAUUGAGACAUUUCCAUACGAUUUUCGAGAUGAACGCCUAAUGCAGCAGGUGCGCAUAUUGGCGCGGAAAUGUGUCUACAUUGAUAAUGCGCUCGGCAGGCGAGUGUCAAGAAUUUUACAAUUGCUUGUACAUCGCCUCACCGUGCUGGAACAAUAUGAGGCGACAUUGCAAGCAAUGGCAGCUACUGAUCUCAACACGGUGGGCAAUAAUCAGCAACAACUACCGCACUACAACACAUCGGCAGCGGCGUCCACUACAGCUAGCACUCAAAGCGGCACGCACAAUUCGCUAGUGGGUUGUGUAAAAAGUCAUACACUGCACACAACCAGCAUAACAGAGGCAAACAAACCAACCACAAUCACAAACAAUUCAAACUCAUUAGGCUCUGUGGCCGUAGCAGCUGUAGCAGCGGCCAUAGAUGGCAAUAGUGCGCAUGAAGUGCACGGCAUUAUGGACAUAUGUCCAAGUUGUGCGCAGUUGGCGCAUCAGCUGACCGCCAUUGAACUGGAGCGGCUGUCACACAUUGGUCCCGAAGAGUUUGUGCAAGCUUUCGCCAAGGAAUAUCAACAUACUAUUGAUGGCAAAUCAACAGCAAUUACAACAACUAGCAGUGGAAAGAAUGCGGCGAGCGUUGACUCCACGACGCUGAAUGAUAUGAAGAAAACGCGCAACCUAGAAUCGUACGUGGAGUGGUUUAACCGGCUGAGUUACCUGACGGCAUCGGAGAUUGUAAAGUAUCCGAAGAAAAAGCAGCGUGUACGCAUAAUCGAAUACUGGAUAGAGACCGCGCGGGAGUGUUUCAAUAUUGGCAACUUUAACAGUUUAAUGGCGAUUAUAGCUGGCUUAAAUCUAGCGCCCAUUUCAAGGCUUAAGAAAACAUGGUCGAAAGUGCAAUCUGCAAAAUUCUCUGUGCUGGAACAUCAAAUGGAUCCUACAUCGAAUUUCAAUAGCUAUCGCUCAACACUUAAGGCAGCCAUGUGGCGUUCGGAAGGCGCUACGGAGGAACGUGAACGCAUAAUCAUUCCAUUUUUUAGUUUAUUCGUUAAGGAUUUAUACUUUUUGAACGAGGGCUGUUCCAAUCGUUUGCCAAACAAUCAUAUCAAUUUUGAAAAAUGCUCACAACUCGCCAAACAGGUGAUGGAGUUCAACGAAUGGAAAAAGGUCACUUGCCCAUUUGAGCAAUUACCAAAUGUGAUUGCAUAUUUGCAGACCAGUAGUGUUUUAAAUGAGAACACAUUGUCGAUGUCGUCAUUCGAAUGUGAACCACCCGAAAAUACCGAGGAGAAGGGACGUUACAAAACGGUUAAAGCCGAAACCAAACAACAAUUAUUACAUCAGCUGCAAGAGCAACAACAUCAACACCAACCAUAGUCGAUUGCAACAGUGUUGCAACAAAAAUGUAUGUUCUUUUUAGAGUAUGUGUAUGUAUGUACUAGUAGGGUUAAUGCGGCGCAAACUAAAUAUUUGGCAUUAUUUGUCAAAUACUUUGCAUUAAUAAUGAAAAAUAUUGAAAUGAUUUUGUUUUUUAAAUUCGCUGGAACUAAAGCACCUUAAUAUCAAAAUGCAAUUUUAAAAAAUAACGGUUAUUUGCGCUGCAAAAUGUAUAACCCGCAUAGAUUUAUUUUUGUUUCUAGCAAUUGUUGCAGAACGCUUGCCAUUUUUUGAUACCUACUUUGAUAUUUUCAAAACGUUUUUAAACAUAUACUAAGUCUAGUUACAUUUAUCUUUAGCCUGUAAGAUGACAACAGCAACAACAACAACAACAACAAACAAACCACAAAUUAAUAGCAUUAUAGUAGGGUAAUAAAAGGAACACAAAACAAUUAAAAUUUACUUGAGGACAAUUUUGUGACUUUAAAAGUCUAAAAUUCUAUAGUGUACUACUUAAAAAUAUACAUUGUCGCAGCAUUAUGUGGUUGCCAGUAAAUUGUACUUAAUGCAUUUAGUAAUUUAUCGAAUACAUAUAACAAAAACAAAACGUAAGCAAAUCUCAAAUAACGCUAAAAAAGCAGCAACAAAAAAUAUUACCAAUUUCUUUAAGAAAUUAUUUGAGUUACUUUAAUUUUUUUUUUAUAUACAUAACUAAUUAUUAUUAUAUUUAUAUUACUAUUAUUGUUUUUAGUUAUUGUGACAACUUUUGUGUUUAACUUCAAAAGGAUUUAAUGUUCAACCCUGUGUGUGUUUUGUACUAUGAUAUGUAGCUCUAUUAAUGUUUAAACAAAUGAACAGAAAAACUCUUAUGUAAGUUGUAAUUGUACUAUAUACAUACAUACACACUUGCACAUGCAUUAUUUGCUAAAUAUGUGCAUGUAAAACUUAUAAUGCACCCGAUAUUUAUGAGAACAUUGCGUGUUUCUAUUGCUAAGUUGACAGUAUUGAUAUUUACAACUAAAAUUUACUAUUAUAUAGUUGAACAUGAUGAGGAGAGAUCAAAAGAAAUUUUGUAAACUAAAAGUAAACAUGAAUUAUAACUAAUUAGUUAUCAAUUGUGUUACACGAAAACAAAUGCUCACUAUAAAAGCAACAAAAAUGCAGUAUUUAUGUUCAUGAACAUUUUCUUUAUAUACUCGUGAAUAAAACAAUUACAAUUUACUACAUUUACACAACACACACAUUCGAAAAAAAAACAAAAAAAAAAUAAAUUAAAAAACUAAACCUUUGGAAACAGAAAUG